CCGGAAUACUGUGGGUCCCCGGCCGAGAGCGGAAACAAACAUGACGGACAAAUCAGGUGGAACUACUUCUCCAAAAGGAAUCCUCAAAAAGCCAAAAGAAUCACAGAGACAGAAGACAUUUCAAUGGGACGAGAUGAAUAUACUAGCAACAUAUCAUCCCGCGGAUAAGACCUACGGGCACAUGAAGAUUGAGGAGCCCAAAACACCGUUUGUUUUCGAGUCAGAGUCGGGUGUCGGUGGUAGCUACGGAGCUGGAUUCUCUGCGGAAGAUUUAGCGGCGCGCUUGGCUGCCGCAUCCCAUGGAACUGACGAAGACCAGCUCCCACGCGCGAUUAGGGAUCCGGAUCCAGUUGACCCUGCAGAAUUAGAGCAUCAACGUCAAUUUCGUGAGAAACGUCGACUUCAUUACAAUGAGUUUAUGGCUGCAAAAAUGGCUCAAGAAACGUUGAACCCCGAAGAAACCUCCAGUGAUGAUUCAGAACUAGAGAGGGCAGCUGAAGAGGCCGCGCGGAAUGCACGUCUCAACGCCGGAAAAUCACGCCAGGUACCUUUGACUGAUUCGUCACCAGCGAAUCCUAACAACCGACGGGGAAAACAAAAUGAUACGACCGGAAGACGUAGUUAAGGGAAGUUGCUGAUCAAGCCCUUCGCCUCCUCACCUCAGCCCACUUAACUAAUCCCCACACUCAAGCUCCGGUGCAAAUGCCGCGUUCAUUGUUGGACACUUCAGCAUGCUCAAGCUUACCUGAUGACUUAGUUCCUGCUUUCUCAAACCACCCGUUAACCCCCAAGUUGUUACUAUCCAACGUGAUGUGUAUAUAUGCUUCUCUGUUCCUCUUUCUGUAACGUGCCAAAUAUGAUUUGGCACAAUUUGAGUACGUACGAAUUUGGGUUUUGUACAUUACACCAUAAUCUGUUCGUG
This is a messenger RNA of Opisthorchis viverrini, 922 nucleotides long. RefSeq lists its product as hypothetical. Bases 41 to 625 code for a protein of 194 amino acids. Gene Ontology annotation, molecular function: protein phosphatase inhibitor activity. The record is from RefSeq and is a predicted model, not a curated record. The transcript is spliced from 2 exons. Gene Ontology annotation, biological process: regulation of signal transduction. NCBI's taxonomy places the organism in Eukaryota, Metazoa, Platyhelminthes, Trematoda, Opisthorchiida, Opisthorchiidae.